GAAAGCUCCAAGAAAAUUUAAAAUUAUUAUUAUGAAUCAACCUAUAAAUCAAGUAAUUGGUCAACCUUUAAUACCCCAAAAUGCCAACGCCAAUGCUAAUAUUCUUGUAAAUCUAUCCUUUGAUAACUAUACUGCUGACCAAAAAUAUGAAAAUUUAGUUAAAGGUACAGAUCCGUUUAUUAAAGCACAAAGAACUGAAAAUCAAACAAUUCUUCAAUUUUCGACCGUUAUUUUUUCAGGAUCUUCCUUUUAA
Dentiscutata erythropus is the source of this 253-nucleotide messenger RNA. The record is from the annotation of a GenBank genome assembly. Lineage: Eukaryota; Fungi; Glomeromycota; Glomeromycetes; Diversisporales; Gigasporaceae.